AUGACGCACAACAACAACAGCAACAACAACAACGCUCCUUAUCUGGCGACCACCUCCCAGCCAGUUGCCAUCCCCCUCGCCCCCGUCCCGGCUCCGACCUAUCCCACCCGUUUCGGCGUAUCCCCCACCCACGACGGCGUCUACUACCCCGAGGACGACGAGAGCGGGGGCAGCUUUCCGCCCGCCAUCAAGGCCCGCCUCGACGCCGCGGCUCCCAACCACCCAACGGCCUCGCCUCAGGCGCAUGACGGGGUUGUGUACCCGGGUCAAGAGGCCGCCGACGAGCCCACGGUCGAGCACCACUCUGAACCUGCCCACCUCACGGCUGAUGCCCAGCCGGGCCUCCACAAGAAGGGUCACCAUGAGCCUACCCGUGACGGCGGCGUGGGCGGAGCAGGCGACGAGCACAGCCACACCGGCCAGGGCCACGACAGUGUCCACUACAUCGAGGGCGAGCGCGGCUGCAACUUUGCUCCCAAGGUCUAG
Molecule: messenger RNA, 486 nt
Organism: Apiotrichum porosum
Lineage: Eukaryota; Fungi; Basidiomycota; Tremellomycetes; Trichosporonales; Trichosporonaceae
Exons: 1
Coding region: 1-486 (161 amino acids)
Source: RefSeq, a predicted model, not a curated record